Messenger RNA from Schistocerca gregaria, 7188 nucleotides. Its product is annotated as lachesin-like. Gene Ontology annotation, cellular component: neuron projection. Lineage: Eukaryota; Metazoa; Arthropoda; Insecta; Orthoptera; Acrididae. The transcript has 10 exons. The record is from RefSeq and is a predicted model, not a curated record. The coding region runs from base 376 to 1839 and encodes 487 amino acids.
GCCGGCGCCUGGCCGGCGCGCACCGACUGGCUGCGGCCGCUCGCUCGCCCCGGCCGGACGGCCCGCCCGCGGCCUCAGACGAGCUCCGGCAGCCGAGCUGAGAGGACGGGUGCAGCCGCGAGCCCGCGUCACUGUCCGCUCCGAUCACGCGGCGCGCGCGUCGUGUCGCUGGCGCUCCUGUUCCGUGCUGUGCCUGCCGACGCUCGCGUACACAAGGCGGUGCUUCACUCUUAUCUCCGCGUCUCUCACCCACAAACUCGUAACAAAAUAAUAAAACCUCAACAGCGGUAAAUAACCACAUUGCCCCAGACUGUCACUGUUGACACAAUCCGAACGACGCUUGUGCUAGGAAGCACGUUCCCGGACGCAGCUCCUAUGCAGUGCUGGAGCCGAGCGCCAGACAAAAUUUCCUGCGGUUUACCAGUGUCAGGUUCCUUAGAAACAGCUGAACGUGUGACGAACGAGGUUCGAGAGAGGCGUCCUCGUAGGAGUGCUACCAUGGGCUCACCACCGGCAGUACUUGGACCGCUGAUUGUUGCGCUGGCGUGUGUCGCUGUACUAGUCAACGCCGUCGUCGCCUCAGCCACAACCGCGCCAACGGAAGACCCGGAGUUCACAGAGCAGAUCGAGAACAUCACAGUGCCGGCGGGACGAAACGUGAAGCUGGCGUGUUCCGUCAAGAACCUCGGCACCUACAAGGUGGCGUGGAUGCACUUCGAGCAGUCGGCGAUCCUGACGGUGCACAACCACGUGAUCACGAGGAACCCCCGCAUCUCCGUGACGCACGACAAGCACCGUACGUGGUUCCUGCACAUCAGCAACGUGCAGGAAGAGGACAAGGGCCGCUACAUGUGCCAGAUCAACACCGUCACCGCCAAGACGCAGUUCGGAUACCUGCACGUCGUCGUGCCGCCCAACAUCGACGACUCGCUGAGCAGCUCUGACGUGAUCGUCCGCGAGGGCGCUGACGUCACUCUGACGUGCCACGCCAGCGGGUCGCCGCCGCCCAGCGUCAAGUGGAAGCGCGACGACGGCUCCAAGAUCGCCAUCAACAAGUCGCUCUCCGUGCUGGAAUGGGAGGGGGAGGUGCUGGAGCUGACGCGCAUCUCCCGCCUGGACAUGGGCGCCUACCUGUGCAUCGCGUCCAACGGCGUGCCGCCCACCGUCAGCAAGAGGAUCAAAGUCAGCGUGGACUUCCCGCCGAUGCUGUGGAUCCCGCACCAGCUGGUGGGCGCGCCCCUGGGCUACAGCGUGACGCUGGAGUGCUUCACCGAGGCGCACCCCACGUCACUCAACUACUGGACGCGCGAGGACGGCAACAUGAUCCACGACUCCGCGGGCAAGUACAGCAUCUCCAACACGGCCGGGUCGCCCGCCUACAAGACGCACAUGCGGCUCUCCAUCAUGAACAUCCGCGAGGCCGACUACGGCACGUACAAGUGCGUGGCCAAGAACCCGCGCGGCGAGACGGACGGCACCAUCCGGCUAUACACAUCCGCGCCGCCUUCGACAACGCCAGGGCCGAGCACGACCGAUGCGGCGGCGUCGCGGCGGCACCCAGAUGACGGGCUGGACCCAUCCGGCAAUGACGUGAACAACUCAGUGUACAGCUCCCUCAGCGGGCAUUACUCGGACAAAGGCUCCAAGUACCAGUCGAAUCUCAACGAGAUCGAUAAGUCGGAGCAGAAGUCACCUCCUGAGGCGUCUGGCAAAGGGAUGCACCGCGACUGGUUGAAACCGGAGCUCACUGCAGCUGGCACCAACGCGGCGAACGGCGCCGUGGCGGUGGUGGUGUCGGCGGCGGCCGCUUCCGUCGCAGCAUUCGCCCUGCACAGAUAAGGAAGACCAGCCUCAGGACAACACCCCCACUGGCGGAUUUUGCAGUUAACAGUAACGGACAGCGUGAAAACUACACGAGAACUGGGAACCACGACAGCAGCAACAAGACUGAUCGAGCUUUUCCGAGAGUAGCGCCGGAAUCAUCAACUCAGGACUAAACUCUCUCACACCAGCCACCCCCAAACCCCAUCCCCACAGUCCCGUGACGUUGGCAGUGGUGACGCAUGUCCUCCAGUGACGACGUACGCAGGAUGCAGAAGACAGCGUGACGAAGCUGGGUAUCAUCCUGGCUGUGUCUCCUGGAACUCGUGCCCUGUGUUGCUCGUUGCCCAGACGUUUGGACCCGACGUAGCUGUGUUUGUGUGCCCCGUAUUGCUUUUCUGCUUUGUAGGAUUCCGCGUGUACACGGCUGAGAUUAAUGCAAAAAUUCGUUCCCUGUCCUAUCGGCUACACAGAUGCUUCCUUGCCGGCACUCCAGACCCUAUCUCCCUGCCAUUUAAAAAGAACAUUGGCUGCUGCAGUGACUGUAUCUUCUGGAACUAUUAUGUCUAGGUGUACAGUCUACGCGCAUUUAGUGCCGCUUCAGUUACUAGAAAGGUUUCGUGUCACAGAAACUAUUCACCUACUGGAGUUACGGUGGCUAUAUUUUAUGGUGAAAGAAACACAUAAUGACUUACACUACUGGCAAGUAAUCUCAUUGCAAAUAUCCAACUUCUAAGAGAAAAUUUCCAGCUAUGAAGUUUGAGCAAAGAGCUAUCUUUUUUCCUGACAAGAUUUGCAAGGGAGUGCUUCAAAUAACUAUCAAUGUAUGUAUGUUAAAUGGUAAACUGGCAUCACAUUUGGCGGUGUUAGUGACUCGUUGGAAGUCAUUACUGUACAACUAUAAUACUGCUUUUUGGAGACGCUGCAGUAUGAUAGCUAUAGAGAAAUCAUUCAGUGUCAGCAAUUAAGUGUAUUGUUUAUAUAAUUUUAGUGUCGUUUAAAUGUUUCCGACGAGUGGCCUACCUUAAUGAUUCUUAAAUUGUUGUCUCAAUAUAAAAUCAGAGUUAGAAGUUCAUUUGACAUAGUUGUAACGAUGUCUGCUACGCUUGUUCCCGUUUUAGUAUGAUAGGUUUUCUAAAUGCUGUCAAUACAAGCCGUCUUUUCUGAUGAAUUUAGAACAUUACGAGUUGAUGUAGCAAUUCCCAUUAAACCGUCAUUGUAGUAGUCGUGAAUUGUUGGUUCCGUACUUCAGUUACUACAGUGUUAAUCACUUUAUUUGUGUAAGCAAUUCCUCGCUGCCAGAAUUGGUGGCUAACGGCCUCAGGCUGCUGCAGGGUAACAUUUCGAAAUUAAAAUAAAUUUGCCAGAGGGAAGAAUUGGCCAAUUAAAUUAUGAGCGCUGGACUCAUUACAGUCUAAUACUGUGCCUGACUGAUGUCGAAUUAACGAAAGUUUGUUGCACAGUGAGGAUCUCUGAUGAACAUAGCCAACUCACUCUUGCUGGUGCCAGUCUCUCGUUACCUCGUUAUCUCGUUAUCAUUGCUACCUUCUAUCACGCCACAGGAAACACACUUCGGAACACGGAAAGAAACGCUGCACCAGUGAUACCUCAAUCACAUUUUAAUAAAAGCGGAUAAAUGGUUACUUUACAUCACUUUAGUUGUGCUUGUAGUAUACUGGAAUACAAAAGCGGUUCGUCCUAUUAAAUCUAAUACACCCACAUGACCACAAGAUCAACGCCUGUACAUCACUUCCGUAUCGUUGCCUCUGAAAAUCAUUCUUUUCCCGUUAAGCUGUUCAGCUUUUUCACUCGUCACAUGAUGAUGAUCUUCUGGAAAUGUCAAUUCAUAUAUUUCAGAACUGGAAAUAGCCACUCAUAUGACUCAUUUCGCAUAUCUCUAUCGCAAAUAUGAAUGACGCAUGUGUAACUUUAGGAAAAUGAGAAAAAAAUGUGAUCAUUCGAAAUGGAUGUAGAAACCAAAUGUGACGAGGCUGGAGUGGGAGGGGGGAGGAUAUGGGAAGGAGUGGGGGGGGGGGGGGGGAUGAAACUGCGAUGUCGCGAGUCAUAAGAAAUAACGGGAAAACAUGAUACCGUUCAAGAAAAUAACACAGGCAUUCCUGUACUAGUAAAAUCUGACGACUCUAUGUUACUGUAGUAGAGACAUAAAACGUGACAAUUCCCCCAGUCGCAUCUGUGUUUAAAGAUUUCGAUUGCAUAUUUUGACCUAAUUAAUGUUAUGAGAUGCACUGACAUAAAUCUGCCUUUGAUGAUGGGAUCUGAUUUAAUGAUUUCAGAAAUUAAAAAUUUUCUUGGUCGUAAUAGUUCCAAACAAUUGCUCAAAAUGCUGCAUUCUGUGUGAAAUUCAUUAUAUGGGACGUCAAAGACACUUAAUAUUACUUGUUAGUAACAAUAGCAAUGAUAUUAAAUUCAUGCAAGACAGUUUGUAGGUACGCACAUGUUAAACAAAUUUUAUUUUUACUGCUUAUAGAAACCGCUUUAAUGCAGAGUUGGUUGUCGACAAGUUUUGUGUAUGAUUCGUAUCGUUUAAGUAAGGACCUACGUCCAUAAUGUGGCAGAUGUCCUUAAAGCAGGGCAGUUGACAGUUAAAGGGAUGAAAGAUCCCUGUUAACCAAUUGCUACUUAGGCCUCGUCGUAUAACCAAUAGGAAUAGAUAGAAAUUAAUUCUUCGAUCCGUCUACCUGCGAAACAUGCACAAUGAUAAUCCUCUACAAGUAUUUUAAAUUAAUACAACAAACUACACUCUUUCUUUUUAACCAAACCUGACGUAAAGAAUAGUACAUUUCAGUUAUCAUUUCGAAAUCUUCAUCGCAUUAUUCAUAUGCUUUGAAAGAACCCAUAGAGAGAUUUUCCUUAUUUUUCUUCUUCUUCUUUUUCUUCGUCAUCUUCUUCUUUUUCUUCUUCUUCUAUAGUAUACCCACCUCAUGACAGGUUUCAAUUGAAGUCUCUCCACUGCGUCCUGUUUUGAGCAUCUUCCUUCAUCUGUCUGUAUGUUCUUCCUCUAAUUAUUUGUUGCAAAUAGUUCCCAGGCGGUGUGUAUCCCAGCUAAAGUAUUUUUUUCUUUGUGAUAGCUUUCAACAAGCUUCUUCCUUAUUUUUUUCUUUAUUAGAUUCUCGUUUUUAACUCUGUUACCCCGUAGAUCCUCGUCCUUAACUCUGUCAGUCCACUUUGCCUCAAGCAUUCUUGUCCAUAACCACAAUUUUAAUCUUUAUAGAUAUAUUUCUUCUUUCUUCUUAACUGUCCAUUAUUAACUGCUACACUCCAGACACAACAUUUAGCAAUCUUUUCCUCGGCUCCAUUGUCAUUCUCCCGGAUGGUAGUAACGGCUUCACCAUCACAGAUGCUUAUCUCCCAUUAGUAUACUCUUCAACUUCUCACGUACAGAAAGGACUUUACUUAUUCUGUCCUUUUUUUUAGAAAUAUGUUAACUGGAGCUUCGUUCUUGCUUAUUCUCAUCACUUUUGUUGUUGCUGUACUGAAAUUCAUUGCAUACUUCUUGCUUCUCCCUGUUAUACCAUUCAAUAUCUUCUGUAGCUCCUCUACCGAUUUCGCCAGCACUGCUAGGUCAUCGGGGUAUUUUACAGUCUCUGUCCUUACUCCUACAAUUACAAUGCGUCUUGCAAUCUCUAUGGUUCUACAUAUAAGUUGUUUUCCAUACAUAUUGAAGAGCUUCACUGACAGUGGGCAUCCUUGCUUACACCCUUUUCAGCGCUUAUCUCUUAGGCCUCCAUGUUCUCAGUUCUAACUGCCCUUUUUUGCUCUGUAUGCAUUUCAUUUAUUAACCCCCUGUCUUCCUAAGCUAUACCCACAUUAUUAUUGGCAUCGUUAUUUCAGAAAUAUCACACGGAGUAUGGAAUGUGUGUUAAAGUACCAACAAAUCAUACUGUUAUAUAGUAAAAAUAACGUGUCCACAGCUGCGGUUAGUAUUCUGGACCCGAGAAAAACUGAAGGAAACUCCUUACUGGACAACGCUUCCGCAAAAUGUAAUCUAAAACAAAUUAUUUACUGCUCGAAAUACUGGUCCUCUGCAUAUAUUUUUGUAGACGAUUUCAUGAGUUAUUUUUAAAAGGAGAGGUGAGUGGCACGUAGCCGGUAAAGGGCUUCCGACCUGUGUAAGUAGAGUGCAGCCGUGGCACUUCGGGAGGAGGGGGGAUGGAGGGAGGGAGGAGAGGAUGGUGAGCCCAUCGCCCUGCUGCCUUGACCCUUCCCCCCCCCACCUCCCACCCCCCGCAGAAAAGGUCCCCGAUGCACAUCUGACAGCUGGCCGAAUGGCCAUGAGGGAGUCCUGGAGGGACUAAGGAAUUUAAGUUGAGGACGAGCUCUAACCAGAUCUACCAGAACACGAAUUUAGUUCUAUCUACAGACUAACAUGAUUUACUAGCAUUUGUUGCUGUUGCGUCUAUACAACAAACAGUUCUGGAAACAGUACAUAUAGUGCUAAAGUAAAUAGCCAUCUACAGCAACAACGCCAAGAAACUCGUGAAGAACGAGCAACAUACUCCACUGUCCGGUAUAGUUCUGCUAUAAAAUUAUAACAGUGCUGUUCAGGAAGAGAUUAAAUGAAGUUAUAAUGUUUGUAUGUGCUUUUGUGUGCGUGCGUGCGUGUGUGUGUGUGUUUGUGUGUGAACAAAGAGGUUUAGAUAAUCGUGCCAAAGACUUUUCUCCCAAAUGUGUCGGCUCACUGCACAAACGUGGAUGUCCUGCUAUGUUGUAAAGUUUUGCUUACACAGCUCACAAUGUAGGUAAAUAAUUCAGUUUCACUGAAGAAAAAUUACAAUGAAUGUGCUCCUCGUAUACUAAAGCGUCUUAAGCCUAAUAAUAUGUAACAAAACUAGUGUUAUUGAUGGCAGAUACUAAAACGACUCACUGUAUGUAUUUUCUGAUAAACAGAGCCAGAAACACUGGACAACUGAAUGUCAAAGACUGUGAAGUUGACCUUUAUAAGAUGUGUAUUUUUCGUGAUGUUUGCUGAGCCACAAAAUUUUUCGUGCAGGCUGUGUGCAUGUAGUGCAUCUGGUUAUAUGUGUAUGUGUGUGUGUGUGUGUGUGUGUGUGUGUGUGUGUGUGUGUGUGUGUGUGUUUUCAGACACACAGUUGAGAGAGCGAUUGUGACUGCUGUAUUGUUCUCUGGUUAACACCUCUAACCCCAACGCAGUUACUUUACUAUAACAAAAAUAUAUUAAUAUAUUAACAGGGAAAUGGAAGAUAACGUUGCUUAACCGUUGUUCAGGUCAACAAAAAAGUAAUAACCAGAUAUAUUAUAUAUAUAUGUCGACUAUUUAUAAUGUUAUGUUAUAAAUGUAUCCAAAAAAUUGUGAAAAAUAAAACAAUGACUAGAGCUUACAGGAAA